AGAGAGAGAGAGAGAGAAACAAAGGUCAAAGCGAGGCAGUUGAGUAAUUCAUUCCCCAUUCCACAAUCCACACCAUCCAUCCAUAGCUAGGUGUAAUCAUUUCUUUUCUUCCAAGCUCGAAUACAAAAACAACAACAACUCUAUUAGGAUCCAUUUCCUCGUGAUCUUCAAGUACAGCACCCACCAUAUACAUGUAUCUAUGUAUGUAUGUAUGUAUGUAUCAUCAUCAUGAAUCAUGAUACUCCCUCACUACUUAUGAAUGAGGUCAGAGAGUGAGUGAGACGAGUGCUAAGUCCUAAGAGAAUUUUCAGAGUGCUCUACUCUUAUCUCAUCUCAUGCUCUUAACAACAAUAACUUGGUCUUUUCAUUUUCUCUCUCCCCCAACAUCCUUUCUGUAUGCAUAGGGAACAAAAAGCAGCUACUUUUUCUCCAAUAUAAAUACAAAUACAUCAGUUUUGAGGAAUACCCAGAAAGAAAGUGAGCAUCUUUAUUAAGUUCAUGCACUCUAAUGGCAACUUGUGGAAGAGAAGGAGCCGUGAGACAGUACAUAAGAUCCAAGGUUCCUCGUUUGAGAUGGACUCCUGAGCUUCAUCGAUGCUUUGUUCAUGCCAUUGAUAGCCUUGGAGGUCAUCACAAGGCUACCCCUAAGCUUGUUCUUCAGUUGAUGGACGUUAAAGGCCUCACAAUUUCACACGUCAAGAGCCAUCUUCAGAUGUACAGAAGCAUGAGGGGUGACUUGGGAAGACAAGGUAGGAUUUCAUCAAGCCAACAUAGGAACCAAUCUUUUGAGGAACAUGAUGAUGGAUGUGUUGAAGAAGUGAAUGAUGUUAAUAAUAACAAUAAUAAUCAUAAUCAAAACUAUCAUCCAUGUUCACAAUCCAUUGGAAAAGAAUCCGAUUCUCUCUUCGGAUACAGUAACUUCUCCCCAAAAAGGGCUAGAAUAGAGAGAAACUAUUCCAUAUCUCAGAACCUGCAAUGCAGGAACCAAAGAACAGUGCCGUAUCCGUACUCCUUUUAUGAUUAUGCUUAUUCAACUCAACAACAACAACAUCAACCACCUCAUUCCACAGUUUUCCCUAUGCUGCCACCACUUCUUGGAAAUUUCCUCCAGGUUACUAAAUUAAAUGAUAGAGAGACCACUUCGGAGCCAAUGACUAAUAAUAAUAAUAAUAAUAAUAAUGUACUUUUGAACAUCAACAAAAACAACAACACUGAAAAGAAGGCACGUGCAGAAGAAGAUGAAGAUGAAGAUGUAGGGAGAGAGUGUGAGUUGUCAUUGUCUCUCACAUUGCCAAAUCCUUCACCCCAGAGAAGUAGUAAUGUUUCUUCAGCCAGUGAGAUCACUGAGGCUGCUAUUUCUUCAUCAUGUUCCACUACUCUCAAACAUAGGAUUAAUUUAGACUUGUCUCUAUCCCUUUGUUGAAAUUCAUCUUCAUCAUCAUCAUUAUCAUUAUUUAUUUUCUGCUUAAUCCUUUACUUUAAUUUAGCCUUCUUAAUCAA
Messenger RNA from Arachis duranensis, 1500 nucleotides. Its product is annotated as putative Myb family transcription factor At1g14600. Gene Ontology annotation, molecular function: DNA-binding transcription factor activity; DNA binding. The record is from RefSeq and is a predicted model, not a curated record. Bases 509 to 1423 code for a protein of 304 amino acids. Lineage: Eukaryota; Viridiplantae; Streptophyta; Magnoliopsida; Fabales; Fabaceae. The transcript is spliced from 6 exons.